AUGUCCUGGUUGAAGCGACGAGCAGGCCCACUGAUUGUGCUCGGCUCUUCAGCGCUUGGCGGUGCAGCAUAUCGUCUCGCCAGACCCGCCGAUGCGUCCGAUGCGACCUUGAACCCCCACACCUUCACGCAGUAUACACUUGUAAGCAAGGAGCCCGUCUCAUCGACCAGUGCCAUCUUCACACUGCGCAAUAGCAAUGGCGUCUCAGAUGCGGAAAGCAUCAAGGAGGUAUCGAAGCGCAGCGUUUGGAGCGUACAGAUCAAGCAACCGCAACUACAGAUUGCCCGCGCAUACACACCAUUGCCUCGCACGACCGAUAGUACCAAGACGGGCGACGAUGACCUGGGAGGUAUGAGGUUACUUAUACGCCAGGAGACGGGCGGCGAGGUCUCAACCUACCUGCACCGUCUCCCAGAGCAAUCGACCAUCGAACUGCGAGGGCCCAACACGGAGCUCAAGCUCCCCCGCGACAUCAUAGAGGUUAUAUUUCUAGCAGGUGGAACAGGCAUAGCACCCGCGAUGCAAGUCGCUCAGGCACUAGGGCGGCGGACGGGCAGCAAGAUGCACAUAUUGUGGGCAAACCGGAAGCGCGAAGAAUGCGUGGGCGGUGUCAGUGACGACAGUGGACAAGAUCAGUAUGGCCAGGAUCGAAUAGGAUGGUGGAAGAGUCUGUUCGGCUCUCCCGUGCAAGCACCGCUCGUGGAACCACCGAGUGCUACGGAGAAGGGUGCCAUUGUGACCGAGUUGGACACGCUCAAGAAGCGGAGCGAAGCCGCCACAAAAGGCUUGACUGUCAACUACUACGUCGACGAGGAAAAGACCUUUAUUCAGCCCGGCGAAAUAGAACAAAAGAUACGGCGUCGCAGAGAGGAAGCCGGGUCCCGACUGAUCAUUGUUUCAGGCCCGGAUGGUUUCAUCGAAUACUGGGCCGGCAGGAAGCUCUGGGCUAAUGGCACCGAAGUUCAAGGCCCAUUGGGAGGUCAGUUGAGCCGCAUGGACCUAGGUGAGUGGAGAGUGGUCAAGUUAUAA
Bipolaris oryzae ATCC 44560 is the source of this 1029-nucleotide messenger RNA. RefSeq lists its product as uncharacterized. Gene Ontology annotation, molecular function: oxidoreductase activity. The record is from RefSeq and is a predicted model, not a curated record. Bases 1 to 1029 code for a protein of 342 amino acids. The transcript has a single exon. Lineage: Eukaryota; Fungi; Ascomycota; Dothideomycetes; Pleosporales; Pleosporaceae.